AUGGCAGACAUUGAACAGCAAGAGAUAGAUCCAUCAAAAGUGGUUCAGCGCCGACGAAGGCCUCCCCUUUCUUGCACAGAAUGUCGAAAAAGAAAAGUAAAAUGCGAUCGCUCAUUUCCAUGUGCACAAUGUGUUCGCUCCAAAACUGCCGAUAUGUGUGUUUUUGUUGGCUUGCCUGAUGCAUCCGAAUCCACAAAGAUGUCUCCACCACCUUCACGAUCGCGAUUACACGCCUCCAACAAGUCAGAGUCAAGUGGAAUCUUUGUCUUUGACUCCAAGUUGGGCCCUAGAAACAAAUAUAAUCGUGUUUCAAAAAGUAAUCCUUCAGAUGAACUACAUGAGCUGCAAAAUCGCUUGCGGGCUCUAGAAAAAACACUUCAAAAAUCAAAUUCAUCAUUUACGCCUGACAAUUCUGUCUACGAAGGGUCAUCUGAGAUCACAUCUAGUACAGAGGCCGUGGGGGUCGAUGAUCGAGUGCGCCAUUUGCCGGAUGUCAGUUUUCGAGGAAAGAAGGGGAAAACUCAUUAUUUUGGUCGAAGCCAUUAUACCACAACUGUUUCGUUUUUCCAAGAUAUUGGAUCCUUUCUCCGUCGUGUUGGACGUGAGAAAUACAAGGACAAAGAUAUUCUAGAUAUAAAAAGUUUCAAACGAGAAAAUCAAAUUCGGGAGAGCAGGGAGCACCAGGUCGCAUUUCAAGAACAUGCUUUCAAACUUCAUGAGUUAGUUCCACCCCGAAAAGUGGCCGAUCAACUACUCCAGCUCUAUCUGGAUAGCUUCGAGACUACUUAUAGAAUCUUGCAUAUUCCAACUUUUUUGAAAGAGUACAACGACUACUGGGCAAAUAACCAGCAACCCGAUUCAGCGUUUGAAGCUCAAUUACUUGCAGUUAUGGCGGCAGGAAGUUGCUUCUACAUACCCGUCCCCGAAGAUGAGGAGCGAGAGACAUACAGAAAGCCGGCGAUGAGAUGGAUCAUGGCGGUCCAGGUAGAGCUUUCUUGUACGUUUGUGACUCCUCGGAUCGAUUUCAAAAUGCUGCAAACAUAUUGUCUGCUUCUAGUGGCGAGACUAGCAACGGGUAACGACAUCGAUGUGGCUUGGGCUUCAUCGGGCUCACUCAUUCGGAUCGCCAUGGGUAUGGGCUUACACCGAGACCCAAAACGAUUCCGCAAGAAAGCUACGCCGUUCUGGUUUGAAAUGCGCCGUCGACUUUGGGCGACUAUCGUGGAACUUGAUCUUAAUAUUUCGCUUGAUCGGGGUUUUCUGCCAUAUACCGACCUGAAUGAAUGCGAUUGUGAUGCUCCAUCCAACUGGGAUGAUUCUGAAUUGUUCGAACAUCUAGAAGGCAACCCAGAUCCAGUUAGUACGGCGACUUAUACAUCAAAUUUCUACCAAAAUCUCCUCACAAGGACGUUAGCGUUACGGCAUCACAUUGCGAAAAGGAUAAACUCUUUGAAAUUUAACCUAUCCUAUGAUGAAGCUUUACAAAUCAGCGAGGAACUACUUCAACAUAUUCAGCAUGCGAAGUCUUUGUUCGACGAUAAUGAAUUUGGAUUCAAUAACGCCCAUAUGGCAAAGGACCUCUUCGCCCAAUCUUUCUAUUUACACAUCAUGCGCAAAACGCUACUUGCGCUUCAUCGACCAUUCUCACUUAGCGUUGUACGACUGCCAAAGUGCUCCUAUUCACGAAAAAUAUGCUUGGAAACAUCUCUCGAGAUGCUUUCUCAGAUGGAGCUUCCUUCUCCCUCGGAUCAAAUUUUGUGUCCAUACAUUACCCAACUUGGCAACGGAAUGUUCCGAGACGAGGCUUUCCACGCUGCCAUGACAGUCUGUGUGGAGUUGUCAUUACAGGCUCAUGAAAUGGGAAACUCCACAGAUUUUUCACUGGAGGGAAUCAAUUCCAGUGUUUUGGUGAGUAUGGUUCAGUCGCAACAGGCUGUCAUGCUACAGGCAGUUGAGCGUAUCCUGGAUGAUUUUGGACGACGAAUUGAUUCAGGUGGUUCUGGAUGCAAGCCAUACUUCUUCCUAAGCAUUAUCCUCAGCUCAGUCCAAUCACGUAUUAAGGGGGAGGAUCCACUGGCUAAGGUUGAAGCUGCGUCUAGAAGGGCGGUCAUGAUUUGCCGUGGAAUAGUGUCUGGGCUUUCAUAUUAUGAUGCUGUAAAAUAUGCAGACCGUGGGCCUGUACAAGUGUGUUUCCAUGGACCCCUCUAUCAUCAACAUGCUAACAUUCGAAAGGUUCCUAAUAUUACGCAGCUUACACCCAUUUCAGGGGAACCCGUGUCGAGUGAAUUUGAUACUAGCUAUAUGCUGUCGACAGAUUUUGACUUGACCCUCGAUUUUGAAGGCUGGUUCGAUAGUCUAAAUACGAGCGGAACGGAGACUUGGGACAAUGAUUUCUUCAACAAUAUGCCGAUUCAAUAA
This is a messenger RNA of Penicillium taxi, 2418 nucleotides long. RefSeq lists its product as uncharacterized. Gene Ontology annotation, cellular component: nucleus. Gene Ontology annotation, molecular function: RNA polymerase II cis-regulatory region sequence-specific DNA binding; zinc ion binding; DNA-binding transcription activator activity, RNA polymerase II-specific. Lineage: Eukaryota; Fungi; Ascomycota; Eurotiomycetes; Eurotiales; Aspergillaceae. Gene Ontology annotation, biological process: DNA-templated transcription; regulation of transcription by RNA polymerase II. The record is from RefSeq and is a predicted model, not a curated record. The transcript has 3 exons. Bases 1 to 2418 code for a protein of 805 amino acids.